Molecule: messenger RNA, 6864 nt
Organism: Zygosaccharomyces rouxii
Lineage: Eukaryota; Fungi; Ascomycota; Saccharomycetes; Saccharomycetales; Saccharomycetaceae
Gene: MEC1
Product: protein kinase MEC1
Exons: 1
Coding region: 1-6864 (2287 amino acids)
Biological process (GO): DNA damage checkpoint signaling; telomere maintenance; protein phosphorylation
Cellular component (GO): nucleus
Molecular function (GO): protein serine/threonine kinase activity; protein binding
Source: RefSeq, a predicted model, not a curated record
AUGGAUCCUCAUGUCAAGUAUCUGGAUGAGCUGAUACUAGCAAUUAAGGAAUCAAGAUUAUCCAGUAGUAUUGGUCCCAAAGGUUCCAAAAUCUUAACAACGCUUGUCAGGAAUUUAAAAGAUGGCAAAAAGAACGAUGAAACUUUUGGUAAAUCAAUGGAAGCAUUGGACCUUUUACUGAGAUCGAAUCCCCAUAAUGAGAUGGAAUCUCUCAUCCAGGAAUUUCUACACAUUUGUGUUGCCAAUUACCAUUCGUUAUCACGCAACUGGUUCAUUAGAAGGAAACUUGGUAACUGGUGUAAAAUGAGUGUACAGUUACAUGGACAAAGUGUCAGGAUAGCCAUUUCAAAUCGUAUAGCUAGACUGUUGGAGGAAUGUGAAAACGACUUAACGCAAACGUUAAUGGGUAGAUCUGAAAUCGAACAGUUCUAUCACUCUCUAAAGAAACUCUGGACUAUCUGUUAUUGGUUUACUCAGUCACAAGAAUUUGGCAGCUCUACCACUACUCUAAUAGAUUCAGAACUAGGCAUUACCACAUGGGAUUUACAGCUACAACGAUUACUUAGGUUUGUCAUUUACAUCUUUGAAUCGGUAAACGUUCAAUCCAUGGAGUACGAUUGUUUACAGUUAAGGUUUUUAUCCAUGGUCGUCGAAUCAUUGACUAACGGUGGUCAGAUUUCCACAGAAAAAUUGAAAUUUGUCAUUUACUUUUUAGACCAUUUUAUGAAAAGGAACUACGGCGGUAAUGAAGCAAGCAUUGGCAUUUCCAAAUCACUCCUGAGGGUUUACAUACUAUGCGGUGAUCGUGACUUAGUAGAUGUAUUUAUGGAUCAUUUCCCGCUCUCGAAAUGGCUCGAAAAUAGUUCAAUUUCACCUCUCGUGAAGAAGGCGCUAAUUGUUUUGGAAAAUGAUUUAAAAUCGAGAGGUAUAAUUGAUGGUUCUCUCCAGGAUAUUAGGCCAUUUACAGAAAAUUCACAGUUAGAAAAUUUGAGAACAUUAAUUGGUAAAAAAUUACGACGGCUCCCUUCAUUACAGGAGAGUAUGGAUACUGUAGAUCCAGGAAUUAUUGAAAGAUCAAAGGGUGACAUGCCUGUAUUGUUAGGCCAAGUUGCACAAUCUAUAGAAAAUUGUUUUAAUACCCAAAACGUCAGUAAAUUAGUCUCAUGGACUAAAAUACUUGCACGUUUAGCAUGUUUGGAAUCACAUAGUCCAAGGCCUCAGUUGGCCAAUUGGACCAUUUGUGAAAUUUGUGAUACAAACCAAUCGAGGAAUGUAUUCGAGUUGAUAGAUCCUGAUAGGCCAAAUUGCAUUACAAGUUGUACAUCUUUUCAAAUACUACAAAAGUCAUUUUUAUCCAACCCUAAUUGGGAAGAAUUCAGUGAAUCCCUGCUGGCAGGAAUUUUACUCUGUUUACAAAGAAUUUUCGUUCAUUAUCAACCCCCAAAAUUAAGCCAUGGAUUCAUUUUCGAAAUCGUAGAGAAAUGUUUCCAUAAUCCAAACAGAUACCUUAGGAUGCUAAGUUCAAGAUUAAUACCUCUAUGGAAUAUUACUAGUUUGCAUAACUCGGAAGAUCAAAACACUGCUUUCUUGAUACAAUUUUUACAAAGCAGUAACAAACCUCAUAUGACAGAAACCACGGUUUUAGCUUGGGCGCAGUUGACAUUGACAACUAGUGGUGAAGUUUUUGACACUUUACUACUCAAAUUAAUCGAUAUGUUUAAUUCAAGUGAUUAUGCAACUCAUAUUAUGAUGGCGUUUCAAAUUAAAAAUGUUGCUAAAGUUUUGAACAAAACUCCAUAUCAAUUACUUUCUCCAAUUCUACCCACACUACUGAGACAAUUGGGUAAAAAUUUGGUAGAACGCAAAGUAUCAUUCUAUCGAUUAACGAGAUUAUUGGGGUAUUCUGCGAAGACUAUUUUACAAAUUUAUCAAAGGUACAUUGUACCAUAUGCGAUAACACAGUAUAAAACCGACGUGUUUGGUGAAAUUGCAAAAAUUACGUGCGAUGGUGACAAUCCAGAGGAAAUCAACGAGCAAAAAGCAGUAUUACUGGAUAAGAAUAGUAGACAAAUUUUUGCUGUGGCUCUGGUAAGGCAUGGUCUCGUUUCGUUGGAGACUUUAGAAACGCUGUUCUUGAAUAGAUUACCAUCAUUCGAUAAACGUUACAUCUCAGCAUAUUUGCCAGAUUACAAGACUUUAGCAGAGGUCCUCAAGCUUUAUAAAAAUGAAGAAGGAGAUGGUUCAAGCGUCCAAGAAAAUAAAAAAAUGAUCCUGUGUGCACUGAGAUUUCUCAUAACCAAUUUCGACAGAGAUAAAAGACAUGGAUCCAAGUAUAAAAAUGUCGAAGAUUGGCCUCCUGAACGAGAACAACUAUUUCAAAAGAAACUGCAGGAUAAUAUUCUUGGUAUUCUUCAAGUAUUUUCCAGUGAUAUACACGAUAUUGAAGGAAGAACUACGUAUUACGAAAAACUGAGGGUAAUCAAUGGUAUUUCCUUUUUGAUAAAAAAUGCAUACAAAAAAUCGAUUAUUUCUGCCUUGGCACAAAUUAGCAUUUGUCUUCAAACAUGUUUGGAAAUUAAAGAAAUUAGAUUCAACGCUUUGAAAUGUUGGAAGCUACUGGUUAUAGUUCUGACUGAUGAGGAAUUAUCUACUGUGAUAGAUGCGCUGUUAUGUUACGUACUACAAAAUUGGUUCACUUUCAACAACAAGCUGAAGUCCGUGGUGUACGAAAUAAUAGACAUUUUGAUCAAAGAAAAGGAUUCUUUAGUUUUGAAAUUGAAGCCAUACAUGACCCUGAGUCUAGUUGCCAAGACAGAACUUGGAAUAUUAGAUAGAGAUAGCCAAUUUGCAAGGAACGUCAACAGAGUCUUGGCAAGUACCGAUUGGAUGCCGAUUUUUUCCGAUAACCUCCAAAGCUCGAACAAGCAUGUAAUUUAUCAGAAUCUUGAUGAUCUCCAGAUCUUUUUGAAAAGAAAACAAUCAGAGCGGUCCUCAGAUAUCUUUUCAAAACAAGGCCCAGAUGUUGGUAUUGCUCUCGUAUUGGGAGCUCUACUGGAUACUUGCCAUAAAUACAAAAAUACGGAUCAGGAGCUCUGUCAGAAGUGCGCCCAAUGCAUCAGUAUAAUCGGUGUUUUGGAUUUGAACAAACAUGGAUUGAGAAGAAGGACACCCAUCGCUAGUGAGGUCUAUGAUUUGAGCGAUGAAACUCAGACCAUUAAAUUUUUGAUUUGGGUUAUAAACGAUAUUUUAGUACCUGCCUUUUGGCAAAGUGAAAACCCAAGUAAACAACUUUUCGUCGCCCUAGUCAUGCAAGAAUCAUUGAAAUAUUGUGGGUUAAGUUCAGCUUCCUGGGAUAUCAAUAGGAAAGAUCUUUUUCCCAAUGAGGCUAAAUUAUGGGAUAAAUUCAAUACCAUCUCAAAGACUACACUAUUCCCCUUGCUUUCAUCUCUUUAUUUGGCGCAAUCAUGGAAGUCUUAUGUUCCAUUGAAAUAUCCUUCGUACAACUUUAAAGAAGGUUACACUCCAUGGAUUAAAAGCUUCUGUCUCGAUUUGCUCAAAACAGGUACUGGCGAGGAUCACCCAUUACAUGUUUUUGCAUCGCUUAUAAGAGAGGAUGAUGGUUCUUUAUCUGACUUUCUGCUGCCAUACGUAGCUAUGGAUAUUAUCAUUAAUGCUGAACCAGGAAAAGGAUAUACCGUUUUGAUGAAUAAUAUCAUACUCGAAUUUAAAUGCAUCCUUGAAUUAAAGUUGGAUGAAUUGAACCAUUUGCAGAUUGAUUCUCUUAAGAUGUGCUAUCAGUCCAUUUUCCGAGUAUUCGAAUAUUGCAAGAAGUGGAUGACCCACUUUAAGCAAAGCUAUAACAAUAACCAUGGAACCUUUAUCAUUAAAGAGGCCAAAUACAAUAACAUGCUAAGAAGAGUAGAUGAUUUUCUAGGAGCCUUUCCUUCAGCUCUUCUCGCCCAGAGAUCUUUAGAAACCAAUUCCUUUGAAAGAUCUGCAUUGUACUUGGAACAAUGUUAUCGGCAAGAAAGCGAUAAAGAAAUACAACCUUUUAGCAUUCUUGGUUCUCUACAUCGUACCUAUGAAGAAAUCGGAGAUAUUGAUUCGAUAGACGGUUUACUUAAGACUUUCUCAACGGAGGAUCUGAUGUCCAAAAUCGAAGAGCUCCAAUAUUCUGACAACUGGCAGAUGGCCCAAAAUUGUUUCACAACUUUGGGAACCUUCACAAUGGAUUCUCCAAGUACGACCAAAAUGCUGAAGUCAAUGUACGACCACCAACUUUAUUCCAAGAUAUUAUCACAACUGGAAAUCUUGACUCCUAAUAAUUUAAGAUAUUUGAACUCAGAAACCAGGGAAUGGUAUAGAAUUGGAAUGGAAGCAGCCAACCUUGAGGGAAAACUUAGUUCGUUGACUAAUUGGAUUGAAAAAGUCGAAAGUUUACCAAAGUUACAGGACCCAGAAAUCCUUCUUCAAUAUAAUAUCGGAAAGGCGUUCUAUCAUGAGCAUACAAAUGAUCCAACUAAGACCAUGCAUUAUAUUAACAAAUGUUUCAAACUUAUAGGAUCUCAUUUCGUCGCACCUUCAAUCGCCACAACUUUACUAAAGAAACAAACCUUAUUGAUGAAACUCCACGGGUUGUACGAUUUAUCACUUCUUUCUAAGAGUAAAAAUGAAUUAGAUUAUAUUAAUAACACCCAUAUUCUCGAGUUCCGCAUGAAGCGCAUUGGAGUUGAAUUUGAACCCAACCAUUAUCUUUUAUCUAUAAGAAAGGCUUACGAUUCUUUGAAGGACACCGACUGCACAAAACAAGAUCUUAUUAGAACUUUAUUCAAUACAACAAAGUUGUGCAGGAAUAAUUCUAGGCUAGAUAUCGCAUGCGAGGCACUAAUGUUUUGUGUACAAUACGAGCACCAACAGGCGGAACUAGAAUUUGCAGAAAUAUUGUGGAAACAAGGUGAAAAUGACAGAGCACUUAAAUUAGUCAAGGAGAUCCACCAAAGAUACAAAGAUGAUCCCACAGUGAAACCUCAUGAUAGAGCCACUGUGCAGCUGAAAUACACAGAGUGGUUGGACUUAUCAAAUAACUCGGCAUCUGAACAGAUUAUAAAACAAUAUCAAAAUAUCUUUGAAUUGGAUCCCAAAUGGGCAAAACCAUACUAUUCUAUUGGAUUAUACUACAGUCGAUUACUUGAGCGAAAGAAAGCGGAAGGAUAUGUGACCAAUGGUCGUUUGGAAUACAAGUCAAUUUCCUACUUCUUAUUAGCUUUCGAGAAAAAUACAACAAAAGUACGUGAAACCCUACCUAAAGUGGUUACAUUCUGGCUUGACAUUGCAGCAGCAUCGAUGAAUGAACCGUCGACGUCCAGACGUGAAGUUUUGCAGAGGGCAACUCAGGACAUAUGUGAACGUGUCGAUGAUGCUUUAAAAAGCUGUCCAAAAUAUAUCUGGUACUCAGUUUUGACACAGCUUUUAUCGAGAUUGCUUCAUGUACACCCCCCUUCUUCGCACCUAAUUAUGCAAAUUUUGGUCAACUUAAGCGUGGAAUACCCAUCUCACAUACUUUGGUAUAUUACGGUUCUGGUCAAUUCUACUUCGUCUUCUAGAGUCAACCGAGGUAAGCAAAUUAUUGAAAAGUACAAGCGAGCAACACACGGUCAUGGUAACUUAGUAAUGGAGGCCUUUGACUUGACCACCGCUCUUACUAGAGUUUGUUUGAAAGAUGCGAAAAACGUAUCCAGUAGAUCAGGUACCUCUCUUGAACGAGAUUUCAAAUUCAAUAUGCAAAUGGCACCCUCUGCUAUGGUAGUUCCUGUAAGAAUCAAUUUAGAAAUGAUUUCCCCAUUAUCCUCCGAUUCAAUGAAAACUUAUAAUCCAUUUCAACCGGCGGUAACAAUAGCUAGGUUUGGGUCGGCAUAUAAGGUAUUUUCCUCGUUGAAAAGGCCCAAGCAACUGAAUAUUGUGGGAUCUGAUGGUAAGAUCUACGGAAUUAUGUGCAAAAAGGAAGAUGUUAGACAGGAUAAUCAAUAUAUGCAGUUUGCCACGACAAUGGAUUUUCUAUUAAGCAAGGACCUGGAAAGUACAAAGAGAAAUCUGGGCAUUACUACCUAUUCAGUCUUAUCAUUGAGAGAAGAUUGUGGAUUGCUAGAAAUAGUACCUAAUGUUGUUACACUUCGAUCAAUUUUUGUCACCAAAUAUGAGAGUUUGAAAAUUAAGUAUAGCUUGAAGAGUCUUUACGAGAAGUGGCAGCAUCUCCCUGGAGAGGGCAGGAUGAAGUUUUACACGGAGCAGCUGGAAACCUUCCCUCCGAUCUUGUAUCAAUGGUUUUUAGAAACGUUUCCAGAUCCUAUUAAGUGGUUUAAUGCACGAAACACAUUUGCUCGUUCAUAUGCUGUAAUGGCAAUGGUAGGCCAUAUUCUGGGUUUGGGAGAUCGACAUUGUGAAAAUAUCUUAUUAGAUAUAGAGAAUGGAAAAGUAUUACAUGUCGAUUUCGAUUGUUUAUUUGAAAAAGGUAAGCGUUUACCUGUUCCUGAAAUUGUUCCCUUUAGACUUACACAAAACUUGUAUGAUGCACUAGGUAUUGUUGGUACAGAGGGGACGUUUAAGAAAUCAAGUGAAGUGACUGUAUCACUUAUGAGAAAAAAUGAAGUAUCAUUAGUCAACGUUAUCGAAACUAUCAUGUAUGACAGGAACAUGGAUAAUUCCAUUCAAAAGGCAUUGAAAGUACUAAGAAAUAAAAUUCGAGGCAUUGAUCCUCGUGAUGGUUUAGUCCUAAGUGUCCCAGGACAAGUAGAGACGUUGAUCCAGGAAUCAGCGUCUCAUGAGAAUUUGAGCAAGAUGUAUAUUGGUUGGCUUUCAUUUUGGUAG